Molecule: messenger RNA, 4908 nt
Organism: Perca fluviatilis (European perch)
Lineage: Eukaryota; Metazoa; Chordata; Actinopteri; Perciformes; Percidae
Gene: asap1b
Product: ArfGAP with SH3 domain, ankyrin repeat and PH domain 1b
Exons: 31
Coding region: 215-3667 (1150 amino acids)
Biological process (GO): positive regulation of GTPase activity
Cellular component (GO): cytoplasm
Molecular function (GO): GTPase activator activity; protein binding
Source: RefSeq, a predicted model, not a curated record
AGUAAGUCAUUUGAGAAGUCACCGGAGAAGAGGACACGUCUUUAUAGAUUAGAUAGUUUCACACAGUUUUGCGAGGAAAAUCGGCUUUCCCCUUCCAUCGGCUCGCUUUCGCACCAGACUCCCAGUGCUUUUUCUUUAUUUUUACAUCUUACAUGGUUUUGACUUUCUGAGCAUUCAUCGCCAACCCUCCUGUGGGCAUUUCCCCAGUUAAAGGAUGCCGGAUCAAAUAUCGGUGUCCGAGUUUCUCUCGGAGACAACCGAGGAUUACAAUUCCCCGACAACAUCCAGCUUCACCACCCGACUGCAGAGCUGCAGGAACACAGUGAAUGUGCUGGAGGAGGCUUUGGACCAGGAUCGAACCUCCCUGCAGAAGGUGAAGAAAUCAGUGAAGGCCAUCUACAAUUCAGGACAGGACCACGUCCAGAAUGAAGAGAACUACGCUCAGGCUCUGGACAAAUUUGGCAGCAACUUCAUCAGCCGGGACAACCCCGACCUGGGAACGGCUUUUGUCAAGUUCUCCUCCCUCACCAAGGAGCUGUCUGCCCUACUGAAGAACCUGCUCCAGAGCCUCAGCCACAAUGUGAUCUUUACUCUGGACUCGCUGCUGAAGGGCGAUUUGAAAGGCGUGAAAGGGGACAUAAAGAAGCCCUUUGACAAAGCAUGGAAAGACUACGAGGCCAAGUUUACAAAGAUCGAGAAGGAGAAACGAGAGCACGCCAAGCAACAUGGGAUGAUCCGCACUGAGAUCACCGGGGCUGAGAUCGCCGAGGAGAUGGAGAAGGAGCGGCGUCUCUUCCAGCUCCAGAUGUGCGAGUACCUCAUCAAAGUAAAUGAGAUCAAGACCAAGAAAGGAGUGGACCUCCUCCAGAACCUGAUUAAGUAUUACCACGCACAGUGCAAUUUCUUCCAGGAUGGCUUGAAGACUGCGGAUAAGCUGAAGCAGUACAUUGAGAAGCUGGCAGCUGAUCUCUACAAUAUCAAACAAACUCAGGAUGAGGAGAAGAAGCAGCUGACUGCCCUGCGGGAUCUGAUCAAGUCCUCCCUCCAGCUGGACCAGAAGGAGGACUCACAGAGUAAGCAGGGUGGCUACAGCAUGCACCAGCUGCAGGGAAACAAGGAGUUUGGCUGUGAGAAGAAAGGUUACCUGCUGAAGAAGAGUGAUGGGCUAAGGAAGGUGUGGCAGAGGAGACAGUGCUCAGUGAAGGGGGGCAUGCUCACCAUCUCUCAUGCCACAUCCAACAGGCAGCCGGUCAAACUCAACCUGCUCACCUGCCAGGUCAAGCCGAGUACUGAGGACAGGAAGUGCUUUGAUCUCAUUUCUCAUAACCGGACAUAUCAUUUCCAAGCUGAAGAUGAACAAGAGUUUGUCAUCUGGAUCUCGGUGCUAACCAACAGUAAGGAGGAGGCCUUGAACAUGGCGUUUCGUGGCGAGCAGAGCAGCGGAGGCGAGGACGGUUUAGAGGAUCUGACCAAAGCCAUCAUAGAAGACGUGCUGCGCAUGCCAGGCAACGAAGUCUGCUGUGACUGUGGAGCUGCAGCUACAAAUCCCCUGCAGCCUUCAACAAACGUGUGCGUGUGCGUCAUGCACUCUAUGAGCCAUCGCCAGCUCGCAUCUGUUUAUUAUAUGGGGGCCAGAUCCAUGGAGCUCGACAAGCUAGGAACCUCAGAACUCUUGCUGGCCAAGAAUGUAGGGAACAGUAGUUUCAAUGAGAUCAUGGAGGGAAACCUCCCGUCACCUUCACCAAAGCCCAUUCCAUUCAGUGACAUGACGGUGAGGAAGGAGUUCAUCAACGCUAAGUAUGUGGACCACAAGUAUGCAAGGAAGACGUGCACGUCUGCGUCAGCUAAAAUGAUCGAGCUGUUUGAGGCGGUUCAGUCCAGGGAUCUGCUGUCCCUCAUCCAGGUCUAUGCAGAGGGGGUUGAACUUAUGGAGCCGAUCCCAGAGGUUGGACCGGAAUCCGGAGAGACAGCACUGCACUACUCUGUACGGACUGCUGACCAGACCUCACUGCAUUUAGUGGACUUCCUUGUGCAGAACAGCGGCAACCUGGAUAAGCAGACGGAGUGGGGGAACACCGCCCUGCAUUACUGCAGCAUGUACGAAAAACCUGAGUGCCUCAAGUUACUCCUGAGGGGAAAGCCGGCUACUGAUAUCACCAAUCAGAACGGAGAGACGGCGCUGGAUGUUGCCAGGCGACUGAAGAACACUCAGUGUGAGGAGGCACUUGUGCAGGCUGCAGAGGGGAAGUUCAACCCUCACAUUCAUGUGGAGUAUGAGUGGAGCCUCAGAUUGGAGGAGAUGGAUGAGAGCGAUGACGACCUCGACGAUAAGCCCAGUCCCAUCAAGAAGGACCGCUCCCCGAGGCCUCAGAGCUUCUGCCACUCCUCCAGCCUCUCCCCCCACGACAAGCUCUCCCUGCCGGGCUUCAUCAGCCAAAGGGACAAACAGCAGCGUCUGUCCUACAGCGCCUUCACCAACCAGAUGUACAGCGCCUCCACCGACCUCACCUCCUCCCCCGUGGCCGACGGGCCGCCGCUGCCACCUAGGAACCAGGGCAAAGCUCCUCACUUGGCAUUCCUUGGCUCUCAUUCGCACUACGCCACACUGGCUGGCACUCGACCAUACAUCACUCCUCCCCCAUCUGGCCCUUCCUCUACACUCACACCAGGAGGCAGCUCCACCCUGUCCAAGAAGAGACCUCCGCCCCCACCUCCUGGACACAAACGCACCCUGUCUGACCCACCCAGCCCGCUCUCUCACAGUCCACACAGUAAAGGGGGCUUGACUGGGGGAAGCGACUCCACCCCUCCUCCUGUCAGCAAGAUGUCUCCUGUUUCUAACAAGUUUGAAGGAAUUCCUCAACAGCAAAGCACUACUUCAAGCAACACAAAGUCUACACUUGGUCCAAGGGUUCUUCCCAAACUACCUCAGAAAGUGGCAUUGCGAAAGAUUGACACCAUACACCCAUCUAUGGAUAAGCCCAGCCAUCCUCCAGAGGUCUUCCAGAAGUCCCCGCCGGCCACCGACACCCCACAGAAGGCUCCUCUGGCAGACAGGCCUCAGCUGGGAGACCUGCCCCCCAAACCACAGCUGUCUGAACUUCCUCCUAAACCUGGAGAACUUCCUCCGAAGCCACAGCUGUCUGACCUCCCUCCUAAACCUCAGCUGGGAGACCUCCCGCCUAAACCCCAGCUCAAAGACCUGCCUCCCAAGCCUCAUCUCGCAGACAUCCCCCCAAAACCCGGAACAACCGAGUCCACUCCCCGGCCACCUCCCGGAGAGACAGUGCAAAGGCCUCAAACGCAACCUCCACCUCCACCUCAGCCUCAACCUCAGCCUCAAGACUCACCGUCACCUAAUCAGCAAGCAAAUAUAGGGACCCCCAUCCAACAAGCUGCUGAAGACACCAAUGGGACCCCAACAGGGACUGCAGAGACACCAGUGCCCCUCCCAAGAAAGAUCAACACGGGGAAAAGCAAAACCCGUCGGGUGAAGACUAUCUAUGACUGCCAGGCUGACAAUGAUGACGAACUGACUUUUGUUGAAGGAGAGGUGAUUAUAGUUACAGGAGAAGAGGACCAGGAGUGGUGGAUCGGACACAUUGAAGGAGAUCCGGAAAGAAAAGGGGUGUUCCCCAUGUCUUUUGUGCACAUCCUGAGUGACUGACAGCCAUCGAGACUUGCACUACGCCUCUCCCUAAAUUGGGAGGUCCUGUAAAUAGCUAUUAUAACACCUCUUGUCAAACGACAAGUGUCCUAAAGAAGAAGAAAAAAAGCAACAAAGAAGAAACCCAAGAAAGCUCAUCUAAGCCAUGGAUGCCUCAUCCAUGCUGUACAAAGAAUGUGUGUAUUCUUCCUUUACCAGUAUUAUCUUAACCCUAUAGCAUGGCUGUGACAAAGCCACUCUCAGAACCCUAGCACUUACCUAAAGUCUAUGUUUAUGCUGUUACUGUGUAUAUAUGUAUGUAAAUAUAUAUAUGUGUGUGUAAGUGUACAUGUUUUAUUGUACAAAACAUGUACCAUUGCUCUCUGUCAGAUUAAGCAUCAGGGUGGUAGACUUUGAAUUUUAUCUGUAUUGAUUUUACUGGCCCUCAAGUAAUUAGCUUAUAUUUCUGGAAAAAGGUCAAAUAAGGAAUGUAAAAUAGGUCAUGUCACUAUUUUUGUCUUGCAUCCCUGUUUACCACCUUAAUUGACUGAAGAGGCUGGAGUCUCCCACUGAUCUUCCCCGAGAUGAAAACAUUAAAUGUACUCCUUGUUCUUGCUUGCUUUGUGUGUACACGUAUUAUGGUUGUUUUACAGUAUAGAAACCUGCUGCUACUGUGUGGUGGAAUAUCAAAGCCUGUGGCUCACUGUAGGUCACUGAUUUACUCCUUGUUACACUGUUCACUGUAUGUAUGCUUUGUUUGUGAACUCGACGCCAUCUCCACAGUCCUUUGACCUUUUCUGUGCAUGGUGUAACAAUGACUGGAAUUGAGUGGAGUGCUGUGUUCAGAGACGCUCACCUCAGGGUUUGAAGAGCCACUAUUAAGCAGGACUUCACAAAAAAUGUAUCCUGUUAAAGCCACUAUUAAUGACAAGUACAGGAAACUCAAGGACAUCAUAGCAAUAACUUGAUUUUCUGGACAGGCUAGAAAUUUCACAUUAACUUGUGUUCAUAAUUCAGUGUCUUGUAAAAACCUCAUGAGCUUGAAAUGUUUUGAGUUAUGUAAUAUCAUUCCAUGUUACUGGAUCCAGUACAUUGCCAGGUUUGCCUGUGAACCAGAGAUGUCUUUUAGCACAGUGGACUUUGUAAAAGGCUGGAGACCCCAUGUAUUUUCACCCAGUCCUCACUGAUUGCAGUCUUUCCCCCCCCCAUUAGGAACAAACCUAUCAACCCAUUGUAUCAAUUAAAGUGCUGUACUUAACUGA